This is a messenger RNA of Porites lobata, 994 nucleotides long. The record is from the annotation of a GenBank genome assembly. Lineage: Eukaryota; Metazoa; Cnidaria; Anthozoa; Scleractinia; Poritidae.
AUGUCCGUCACAACCUAUUUUCAGUCUCUAUUGGAGGCUACACGUAAAGAAAUAGGUGUAAGAGCUGAUGUUAAUUGUGAAGAUCGCUGAUUAAGUAACCCAAGCGAUAAGAAGUUAGCAGAGAAAAGAUGAAGUAAGCCAAAGUCUCAUCCUUCAUAUUUUGAGACAAAGUCAUCGCAAACAUUUUACAAUGUUGUCAUAGACCCUAUAAGAGACUUAACCCAGGGCGAUGAGGUUGUGAUUGUUCCACAAGGACCUCUGUGUUAGGCGCCUUAUGCUGCUUUCAUGGACUUGAAAUCAAAGUACCUCUGUGAAACGUUUAGAAUUCGUCUGCUCCCCUCGCUUUGUAGACUGUAAUUCAUCCAAAAUUGUUCAGCAGAUUGGCACAGCCAGACCGGCGCUCUUCUCGUCGGCGAUCCGUGGGUACAGGAGGUAACGCUGCUAGGCUAGGGCAGUUAGAGUGGGCCGAAAAAGAAGUGCAGAUGAUUGGGGAAAUACUUCAAACGGAACCUCUCGUUGGAGCGAAGGCAACAAAAGAUGAAGUUUUGAGACGUAUUUCCUCGGUUGCUUUGGUGCACAUUGCUGCUCACGGUAAAAUGGAAACAGGAGAAAUUGCCUUGGCCCCUAACACAACACGUUCACUCGUGAAUCCAGUCAGGGAGGACUAUCUCUUAACUAUGAAAGAUGUUUUAAAGGCGCAGAUUAGGGCAAGACUUGUUGUACUUAGCUGUUGUCAGAGUGCUCGGGGAGAAGUCAAAUCUGAGGGUGUGGUCGGCAUCGCACGAGCUUUUCUGGGUGGGCGAUCGACGACGAAGCUACUAUGGAGUUCAUGAAAGUUUUCUACCAGCAACUAGUUCAUGGACGAAUUGCCAGUGAGGCCCUGAAUAAAGCCAUGAAAUCCAUGAGAGAAUCUGACCUCUUUAGCGCAGUGAAGUACUGGGCGCCGUUUGUUCUCAUUGGUGAUGACGUAACGCUCGAGUUUGAAGGCAUCGAU